AUGGUCACGUACAUUCCCCUACACCUACGGGGAAAUCAACAGUACAACCAGCCGCGGUAUCAGCAAGAAUACUACGGACAAUCUGACCACCUGCAGCCCAACUAUAGUGGAGGACCACCGAAUCAAAGAUACAACAGACACCCCAACGAAAGCCACAUAGAAAUGUUGAUACCACACCAUCCAAAUGAUGCAGUGCGGGAAAAACAGGAGGCUCAAAAAGAGCAGCGGGCGGCGUUGGAGAUGCUGACGAAACAACUCUAUCAAGUUGCAGUAUCGCUGGGCGAGUUGAAGGGGAAUGAAGCUACUAUGCAACCACCUGGUCAUGAGAAUAUUAGUGAAGAAGAGGGAGAAUCCAGCAGAGGUGGUCAAGUGGAAGAAAAAGGCAAGGAAAGGGUUGGAGGAGAAGCCUCAGAAGAAACUCAGAAGGAAGAAACUGAAAGGGUUAAGCCCUAUCCGUACCGCGGAAUGGUGACAAGGAAAAGGGAUGCCACAAUUGACGUGGCAAGCAUGUUCAAGGACAUGGAUGUGAAGGUACCACUCUUAACGGCGUUAAAAAUGCCCCCGAUCAGUAAGUUCAUUAAAGAUUACCUAGCAGGGAAGGUCAAUGAGAAAGGGAGACUAAUUACAGAUGAGAACGUCUCUGCCGUAGAGCACGCCAUGUGCGACUUGGGGGCAUCUAUCAAUGUUCUGCCAUACUCCAUCUACCGGAAGCUGGAAGAGGCCAAGCUAGUCGACACGGAUAUAAUGAUACAGUUGGCCGACAGAUCAUGUAUUCACCCCGAAGGAAUUCUGGAAGAUGUUAUUGUAAAGUCGAGUGGAGUCCUUCUGGGACGACCGUUCUUGUCUACGGCCAGCACUAUCAUAGGCGUCUGCAAUGGAAUGAUCAGUCUGGACUUCAAAGGAGAGCAGUAUACGUUCAAUAUCAAUGAGGCCAUGAAGAGGCCAGCCGACGGAGAAAACGUGUAUUCUGUGGAUGUAACUGAGCCCUUGGUGCAAGAAUUUUAG
Molecule: messenger RNA, 1005 nt
Organism: Salvia splendens (bonfire salvia)
Lineage: Eukaryota; Viridiplantae; Streptophyta; Magnoliopsida; Lamiales; Lamiaceae
Exons: 4
Coding region: 1-1005 (334 amino acids)
Source: RefSeq, a predicted model, not a curated record